Messenger RNA from Clupea harengus (Atlantic herring), 2295 nucleotides. RefSeq names its product E3 ubiquitin/ISG15 ligase TRIM25-like. The transcript is spliced from 7 exons. The coding region runs from base 94 to 1542 and encodes 482 amino acids. NCBI's taxonomy places the organism in Eukaryota, Metazoa, Chordata, Actinopteri, Clupeiformes, Clupeidae. The record is from RefSeq and is a predicted model, not a curated record. Gene Ontology annotation, molecular function: zinc ion binding; protein binding.
CACGCGAUAACUACAUAUUUACUCAGAAACGAAAGCGUAUCGUGUUAAAAAAGAGUCAACCGGCUUGUCUGUCAUUAUCCGUCUGAGCGGCUGAUGAAAAUGGCGCAGGCUUCUUUGAAUGAUCUCGAUUCAUAUCGCUGUUCGGUUUGUUUGGAUCCACUGAAAGAUCCUGUAACUAUUCCCUGUGGACACAGUUACUGUAUGUGCUGCAUCAGUGGCUGCUGGGAUCAGGAGGAACAGAAGGCGGGGUACAGCUGUCCCCAGUGCAGAGAGACGUUUAGUCCGAGGCCAGCGCUAAAGAAAAGUACCGUGUUGGCCGAGUUGGUGGAGAAACUGCAGAUCACAGAUAUCCAGUCGGAUCCCCUUCAGCUCUCCUAUGCUGGACCAGGCGAUGCGGAGUGUGACUUCUGCAUCGGGAGAAAACUCAGAGCCGUCAAGUCUUGUCUUGUGUGCGUGGCUUCCUACUGUGAAACUCAUAUUCAACCUCACUACCAAUCUGCCACCUUUCAGAAGCACGCGCUCACCAAAGCGUCCACUAAGCUACACGAGAACCUCUGUUCUCAGCAUAACCGGCUUCUUGAGCUGUUCUGCCGUACCGAUGAGAGAUGCAUCUGCGUUCUUUGUACCGUUGAUGAACACAGAGGCCAUGGUACCGUCUCAACGGCGACAGAGAGGACUGAGAAGCAGGAGGAAACAAGAAAGAUAUGCCAGCAGACGAUCGAGAAGAGAGACAAGGAGCUGCACAAGAUGAAAGAAUCUUUUCUGAUUUACAAGGAUGCAGCACAGGAGGCAGAAGAGCACUGUGAACAGGUCUUCACUGAGCUGCUUCAGUGUGUUGAGACGGCGCACGCGAAGGUGAAAGACAGGAUCAGAGAACAGCAGAUGGCAGCAGAGAGUCAAGCUGAGGAAACCCUUAAGGAGCUGGAGCAGGAGAUUGCUGAGCUGAAGAGGAGAGGUGCUGAACUAGAGCGGCUCUCACAGGAAGACGAUCACAUCCAUUACCUCCAGAGCUUGCAGCGAAUCCCAACCUCAAAUGAAACGAAGGAUUUUAACCCACCACACUUGUCAUUUGAGCUCAUGAAAAAAUCAGUCAGUGAAUUCAAGGACGAAGUUGAAGAUGUCUGCUCAAAGAUCAAGGAGAAGGUUUCUAAAGAAGUGGCCACCAUCUUUUUUGAGGUACCUGAGUUUAGUCGCCUCAGUGGUAAAGUCUCAAGUCCUUCACUUCUGACCUGGAAAAGCUAUGUGAAGCCACUAUUGGGAAAAACAAAAUGUCUCUCCUUCUUCCUGGAUGCCAGUUCACAGAUCCACUGGAGGUCAUGUCAAGCUGAAGCAAUUCUGACGGUUAUCAACCAUCAGAAUAAUAACAACUCAUUCAGUCGAGAAAUAAACCACAGAUUCUGUGCUGAGCACCCAAAUCAGGGCUAUCCCAACUUCAUGCCAUGGAAAGACUUAAUGGAUCCGGAAAAGGGAUUUGUGAAAGAUGACAAAGUUUCCUUCAUGGUCACUGUCCGGGCUGAUGAGGUUGAGCACAUAUCAACUUAAUAUAGUUAUAACAACAGCAAUAAUAAACAAACAUAUCAACUUAAUAAAGAUAUAACAGCAACAAUAGUAAACGAACAUAGGGGGUACUAGAUGGUGGAAUGAUUGUCCUCGUUGUUAUUCAAGAAUUCUCUUAAAAAGCUGUUCUCCGCUGCAGUUUCAUUUUCCUUCCCUACCUCCAGCCCCUUCUAGUCUGCCUACUAGUAAUAAGGCCUUCCUGCUUGAGAAAAUGUGCAUUGCCAGGAUCGAUUAAUAUAAUUACACAAUACAAUAUAUUUGAUUCCUUCAAUUAAAAAAGUAAUGGACAUUAGAAAUGACAUUGUCUCAGCCCUGUGAAACUGUUUUUGAAGAGGAAUAAACCAUUCCUAACGAAGACUUGCCAGAUAUGUUGGCCUCAGUCUUACUCAGGAUGUCCAGAAGGACGCUUUAAGAGACUCACCUUGAACUCAGAACCCUUGAAGAGAAGUGGGCAACCUUCAGGCUCAUCGCAGAGGGCUGAGUGGAGCAACAUGUGAUCAGUCUCAUCCAGGACAUACCUGGGCAGCUGUUGAAAUGUUAAAUGCUUGUAUGUUUGAAUCAUUUGAUUAAAUGGGGGAAAUAAACUACUCUGGUGUAACACCAUCCACCACUCAGCAGCCUUGACUGAUGCCUAAUUCAACAGCAGUGAUGUUUCAUUCCAUCUGAGAUUAAACAGCAGUGAUGUUUCAUUCCAUGUGAGAUUAAACAGCAGUGAUGCUUCAGGCUGUUUACCUCAUG